GUCACCCUGUUUCCUCGUCAUCCCUGCACAGUGUAUGUCACUCGCGCUCUCUCUCGCAGUGUGUAUGGAAGGAGUUAAGAGGUCUGCCUGUGAUAGGACAGGGUACGCGCACAGUUGCUUAGUAACAGUGAGAUUGCUUGCACAGCUCAACUCUCUUCUCUCCAAAUCUCCCAUUUCCCCUUUUUUUAUUUCUCUGCUUCUUUCCCUCUCUACCUGUCCAUCUCUCCACCCCAUUCUGUGCCUUUUCCACCCUCUUCCCAUCACCCUCUCUGCCUAAAUUGCUUUCACCUGUCCUCUACCUCCAUUUACUCUCAUUACCAUCCACAUUUUCCACCCCAUACAUCUUUCCUGCUAUUUUUUUAGAUUUUUUUAUUUUUUUUAUUUCUUGUGUCAUCCUCCUCUUAUUCCCUCUUCUUUCUUAACCCUCCAUCUCUCGCUGUCGGCGAAGUAGUUAAGCAGUCCCCCCGUGCGUGUCCCUGUGAUAGGAGGAGGCGUGCACACAGUUGCCUGGUUACCACGCUCACAGUGACAUCCCUGUGAAUACGGAAGGAUGCAGCUCGAGCUGGUCCUGGGAGCUGGGUAACGUGGAGGCCUCUUACCCUGCACGCCCUGCAGAUCCCGCACAUCUUCGCCUGCACCGCACAUGCUUCUUACGCUGCCCUGCUCAAUCCAGGCUGGCUGCCCUGCACUGCACCCGCUGCUCUGCUGCAUGCCUGUGUCAUCCUGCAUUGCAUGCCCUGCAGUGCACACCUUGCACUGCAUAACCCCAGAUCCCCACAUCCCUCUCAUGCUGGACCCUCCGUCUUGUGGGGGACGCUGCAAAUCCUGCACGCAACACUGCACGGCUUGCAUGUCCUGCGCUGCACCCUGCCGGCCUUCUACCUGUGCUUUGCUUUGCACCUCAGACCUCCCAACAUCCCUCUCAUCCUUCACCCCAUUUCUCCACACCCUACCUCACUUUGUGUUUGGGGUUCGCCAUCCACAGCUUGGGCCUAGUCAAGGUCUUGAACAUGAAAUUUGAUGGAAACUGAAAGAUACGCUGAGUUUUGAGAUUAUCACCUUGCCCGUUCCCGGAGGAAAAGCGUCCCAGGAGGGAAACAGCCAAGUAUGGACGCCCCUCCUGCCGCCCCCUUCCGACCGUCGCAGGGUUUCCUGAGUCGUCGCUUGAAGAGCUCUAUAAAGAGGACAAAGAGUCAACCCAAGCUAGAUCGGACCAGCAGCUUUCGGCAGAUCCUCCCACGUUUCCGGAGUGCUGACCAUGACAGGGCUCGCCUCAUGCAGGCAUUCAAGGAAUCGCACUCCCAUGAGUCUUUGCUGAGUCCGAGCAGCGCUGCGGAAGCCUUGGAUCUGAAUCUGGAUGAAGAUUCGGUGGUGAAACCCGUGCACAGCAGUAUCUUGGGACAGGAGUUUUGUUUUGAGGUGACAACAGCAUCGGGUACCAAAUGCUUUGCCUGUCGUUCGGCUGCUGAAAGAGACAAAUGGAUAGAGAACCUUCAGAGAGCCGUCAAGCCCAACAAGGAUAACAGCCGGCGAGUAGAUAAUGUCCUCAAGUUGUGGAUUAUUGAAGCUCGCGACCUCCCCCCUAAGAAACGCUACUACUGCGAGCUGUGCCUGGACGACAUCUUGUACGCCCGUACCACCAGCAAAGCCCGGGGUGAAACCGUUUUCUGGGGGGAGCACUUUGAGUUCAAUAACCUGCCCGCGGUGCGGAACCUGCGCCUCCACCUGUAUAAGGACACAGACAAAAAAAGGCGUAAGGAGAAGAGCAACUACGUGGGCAUGGUGAACGUGCCCAUCGCCAGCAUCAGCGGACGCCAUUUUGUGGAGCAGUGGUACCCGGUGUCCCAGCCCACCUCCUACAAGGGGAAAAGCAGCUGUCCCUCCAUCCGCCUAAAAUCCCGAUACCAAACCAUGAGCAUCCUUCCCAUGGAGUUGUACAAGGAGUUUGCCGAGUACGUCACCAACAACUACCGGAUGCUGUGCGCCGUGCUGGAGCCGGUGCUGAGCGUGAAAAGCAAAGAGGAGGUGGCCUGUGCGCUUGUACAUAUACUGCAGAGCACAGGGAAAGCCAAGGACUUCCUCUCCGAUAUGGCUAUGACAGAGGUUGAUCGCUUCCUUGAUAGAGAGCACCUUAUUCUCCGUGAGAACACACUUGCAACUAAAGCCAUAGAGGAGUAUCUGAAACUGAUAGGACAGAGAUACCUCAAGGAAGCCAUUGGUGAGUUCAUUCGGGCUCUGUACGAGUCAGAGGAGGACUGCGAGGUUGACCCAAUGCGUUGUCCGCCUUCUGCCCUGCCCGAUCACCAGGCCAAUCUCAGGAUGUGCUGCGAACUUGCGCUUUGCAAAGUCUUCAACUCCCAUUGUGUAUUCCCCCGGGAGCUGAAGGAGGUCUUUGCAUCAUGGAGAAUGCGCUGUGCAGAGCGCGGUCGUGAAGACAUAGCAGAUCGACUCAUCAGUGCCUCACUCUUCCUCCGCUUCCUGUGUCCGGCCGUCAUGUCCCCCAGCCUCUUCGGCCUGAUGCAGGAAUACCCUGAUGAGCAAACCUCCAGGACCCUCACACUCAUCGCUAAGGUCAUCCAGAACCUGGCCAACUUCAACUUCAAGUUCAGCAGUAAGGAAGAGCACAUGUCCUUCAUGAACGAGUUCCUGGAGACGGAGUUGGCCAAUAUGCAGAAUUUUCUUUAUGAGAUCUCCAACAUGGACGCACUUACCAACAGCAGCAACUUCGAGGGCUACAUCGACUUAGGGCGAGAGCUGAGUACUCUGCACGCCCUGCUUUGGGAGGUCAUCCCCCAGCUCAGUAAGGAUGCUCUUAUAAAGCUGGGGCCCCUCCCUCGCCUUCUCAACGACAUCAGCCUAGCGCUCAGGAACCCCCACAUCCAGCGACAACCAAGUCAUCAAGAACGGCUACCACCUCCCAAACCCGUCGUAUUAAGGGGACCGUCUGCGGAGCUUCAGGGCUAUCUGGCACGAGACCUCAACAGCUCCAUCGACAUGACCCGUCUACCUUCACCCACCAAGGACAAGUCCUCAAAAGAUAUGUUCUUUGUGUCACGCCGCCCCCUCACCCGCUCAUCGCCCGCCUAUUGCACCAGCAGCUCAGACAUCACAGAGCCCGACCAGAAGAUGCUGAGUGUGAACAAAAGCGUGUCCAUGUUAGACUUGCAGGACAGUCGCAUGAACAGCGUGUCCAACCUGCAGGCCGUAGGGGACCUGCUUAACUCCAGCCAGGCCUCCAUAUCUGGGGGGCUCCGCCCGGGGGGCCGGCUCUCCCAGGGCAGUGGGUCUAGCAUUGCGGCUGGUCUUCGGCUCAGUCAGAUGGGGGUCACCACCGACGGGCUUUCGGCUCAGCAGCUCCGUAUCCCCUUGUCCUUCCAGAACCCGCUCUUCCACAUGGCCCCCGAUGGCCCCACUGGACCACCCUCUCACGCAGCUCCUCAUCGGCCGGACCCAGGAGUUGAUGCCUUCGCCCCAUUCCAUGGCUACAGCAAGAGUGAAGACCUGACCUCCGGCAAGCACAUGCUGCACAGCCACAGCUACAGCGACGAUUUCAGCCGGCAGGGGUCAGAGUUCAGCAAGAGGCAGCUUUCCCUCCAAGACAAUCUGCAGCACAUGCUGUCCCCCCCUCAAAUCACCAUCGCCCCCAGUGUACAGCGAAGGCCGGAAACGCAGCCCCCUCCCCUUCACAGGGGCAAAUCCCAACAGCUGACGGUGCAGGCCGCCCAUAAACCCCGGCCAAGCAGCGGUAACCUCCUGCAGAGCCCAGAACCAACGUAUGGAGCUGCCAGACUGAGGCAGCAGUCAGUGGAGAAAGAUGGUGGAGGGCUUAAACCCAGUAUAACCAAGCAGCAUUCACACACGCAGUCCACACUGAAUCCAGUCACUCCUGCCUCGGAACGCACAGUUGCCUGGGUGUCUAAUAUGCCUCAUCUCUCCGCCGACAUUGAAAGCUCUCACAUAGAACGAGAGGAGUACAAACUUAAAGAGUACUCAAAGUCCAUGGAUGAGAGUCGCCUUGAGAGGGUAAAGGAGUAUGAGGAGGAGAUCUACACUCUGAAGGAACGGCUCGUCAUGUCCACCAAGAAACUAGAGGAGUACGAGCGACGCCUUUUUAGCCAGGAAGAACAAACGAAUAAAAUGCUGCAGCAAUAUCAGUGUCGGCUAGAGCAGAGUGAGAAGCGACUCCGGAUGCAGCAGGCAGAGAAGGAUUCGCAGAUCAAGAGCAUCUUAAACAGGUUAGAAAUGGUUGAUGCUGGUGGAGGAGGAAAUCAGGAAGGAUCACACCCAAGAACCCAUCGACAUGAAGAGGAGACUUAUCGAGGCUCAGCAACCCACCUUCUUUCGAACAGUGAAGGCCCAGGACUCUUUGGUGUGAGACAAGGAGAAGAAGUUUCCCUCCGUGGGUUCAGCAGACCCGCGUCUGAGGCUGGCGACACCAUGGAAUGGGGCCCUUCCACCUCUGCCUCCUCGACUCCAAAUCACAGAAAAUGGAGACUUUCUAAACUCAAGUGACCACCACUAACCGGAGCUGAGGGGUCCAUCCAGGAGCCUAGGGGGGAGGAAGGGGGACUGGAAUUCCCCCACUGAGGCAUCUGUCCAUGGGCCCGAAGGAAAGGGGGCUGGGAACCCCCUUUCCUCCAUGACUCUGACAUCGUCCCUCUGCGCCGUCUAGACCUGCGGCCGACAAUCUGUGUGACCCCGGACACACUUGGGAAGUGGAGAGGAGAGAGAAGGGGACAUCGCACUGAACUUAGCCUAAGACCCCCUUGACCGUAUAAAAACCCAUUUCUUAAGCCUUUGUUCUGUUUGGACUCUUAAAAUCUAUAAAUUUCCUCUGUUUUGUCCUAAGUUUUUUUCAGUUGGCCCUAUUAAGUCUCCCGAUCUCCCCCCUCCUCACUCUCUGUCUCAGGUCUGACGCCCUGGGAUUCGCACUGACAGAUCUGCACUGUAGGGGGUACCUCGCCAAAUUCAUCUUCUCAUCCUUUCACCCUCUACGCUCAUUUUAUCUCCAGUCUGAUAAUAGUUUUCUUUAUUAUUUCACUGACAUUGACCAUACUUUCAUCAGCCUUCAUCUACCUUUUCUGUGUGAUAUGGUCGAAAAGUCCUGUGAUUGAUUGAGUUGACUCUAGUUGACUAUGGUCAAAUUGGGAAUAGCGCAACAGAAAGGAGGUUUACAUUAGAAUAUCAUUUUAUGUGGAGUCAGUGAAAAGAAUAUUGAAGACGUCAUAUGUUAAGCAGAGGGGAAAUGUCAAUAGUAGGAUCAGGUCAUUAAAGUGUACUUGCGGCAAUAUUGUUGGCUGGACGAAAAUUUAGAAUUGACCGCCUGCCAACUCACCGGGAACCCAGCAAAAAAUGUUCUCAGUGCACAAGUCUUGGAUUAUGACAGGUACACUUUGAAGACCAUGUAAGGACAAAAUGGAAGGCCAUUGAAAGAAAGGUAAACUCUUGUAGAGGGUUAUCUCAGUACAUAUCCCGUUUUACCUCCUUGAAUCGAGCAGCUGUUCUGGAAGACUUGAGAUCAUCAAAUUCUUAUCAAUAUUACUAUUAUUAUUAUUAUUGAAAUUUUUAUUGAUUUCUUGAAAUCUGUCAGUCCGGGUGGAGCCGAAACGAGUGGUAGGAGUCUCCCGCCCAAAGAACUAACAAUCUAACUCCACUUCCUGUGACACGGGGAGUUUAUACAUAACUUGGCCUCAAAGGUCGUGUGGGACUUGUGUUUUGGAUGGGGGAGGGAGGUGCCAAAGGGAACUCGUUCCGCCCAUAAUCGGAGGUUGGUGCCAUAAAACUUGCAGGGGCCCCUCUUCACUUUUUGUGACAAAUGAGCUGCCGGGCCCCCGAAAAUGAAUGUGUCAGUACAAAAACAAACAAAAAAAAACAAAAAAAAGAUAUUCUGAUUGUAUUUGGUUCUUUUUGACGUUCUGUGUAAAUAUGAAAAAAAAGUUUAAAGAAAAAAAAAAAAAAACAGAGAAUU
Rana temporaria (common frog) is the source of this 5968-nucleotide messenger RNA. RefSeq names its product synaptic Ras GTPase activating protein 1 (gene SYNGAP1). The record is from RefSeq and is a predicted model, not a curated record. The transcript has 18 exons. Bases 1108 to 4512 code for a protein of 1134 amino acids. NCBI's taxonomy places the organism in Eukaryota, Metazoa, Chordata, Amphibia, Anura, Ranidae. Gene Ontology annotation, biological process: regulation of GTPase activity; negative regulation of Ras protein signal transduction.